Molecule: messenger RNA, 4722 nt
Organism: Aspergillus affinis
Lineage: Eukaryota; Fungi; Ascomycota; Eurotiomycetes; Eurotiales; Aspergillaceae
Exons: 4
Coding region: 1-4722 (1573 amino acids)
Molecular function (GO): protein binding
Source: RefSeq, a predicted model, not a curated record
AUGCCUACGCCACUCCCUUCUAGUUUUGCUUCCGCCGCUGCUGGCAACGCCCACGACUCCUCUCGAAGAGGUGAUGGAACUGCCGGUGGAGAUUGGUCUCGAUCUCGUAUGAACGGAGCCACACAGACUUUUCGCCGCCCUUCAGUUGCCAUCAAUCCUUCUCAUAGCCGAGAUACCAGCCAACCCGCAUCUGCUACAACCCCCACCGCCGGCGCCUACUCUCAACAGAUGCCGUCGAAUUACCCAGCCAGCGCGCUUCGCAAUGGGGCGGGCAGUGACACUCGUUACUCCAAAGAACAGCUUCUAAACCUGUACAAAGCUCAGCGGGAAUCGGGGGCUUUGAAUAAGAAUGUUGCAGAUCACUUCGCCGCCGACUGGAAUCCUCGUGCCGACACCUCUCCCGUCAACGGCGCUUGGGGAAGGAGGGAGGAUUCGAAGGAUAAUCCCUCCGGACCUGAGGUCUGUUGGGAUCACGGUGGACAGAUGGAACCGUUAGGAUUGGUGGAUAUGACCGAUGACGAGAAAGAGUUGUUUACUCUCUCGGUCAACUCCCCGCUCAAGCCGCCUCCCACGAACGCUUCCAAAGAAAACGCCGGUACCGGGACAGGAGGACGCAAAUCGUCGAUUUCUUAUUCGCAGGGCCACAUAAACAACUACAACACCGCAUCCCCUAGCUCUGCUCGCCCCGGACCCAGACGUCGAGAGACGGGCGAUUCCACCGGCAAUCCAAUGUCUCCCACCGCCGGCGGAACUCGAUUCUUCCGUGACGAACCGAACACGGCCACCCCGCCUCCGUCCCUGUUACGUCGCAAGACCGAUUUCCGCGACAAUUCAUCCACUUCCCGCUGGGAGGAGAAGGAGAAGGAGUCCGCCAACCGCGAAGGGGGCUCAGAAGUCGCUUCUCCGUUCGGUUCUCUGAAGCGGAGCUCGACAAACCCCCUGAAUGUCGCUCCUGGCGGAGGAAACUCCCCGUGGGGGGCGUCGGCUUCGCACAGCGCGAACUUCUCGCCGAUGGGGGCUUUUGGCGCGUUUUCCUUGGGGACAAACACCGCCCAGACGCCCACUGCGGAAAAGAAGGCCGGAUUUGGGAGUCUGCGCGGCGAGAGUCGUCUGAAGGGCUUGUUCUCCAAGGAUAGCACGGAGGAUAUGUCCGCUUCGAUCAAGGAGAAGACAUCCCUCAGCAGCCUGGAGCGUCUGGCGGAGGGCGAGGGCGAUAAGCGCUCGCAGUCGCCCUGGGGGGAGUCGGUCAAGACGCGCGCCGGCCGGAGUGAAACGAACCCGUUCUCCGAAGAGAUGCGCAGUGGAAGUGCGGCACUCGGCGGGUCUCAGGACGUCAGCAUGCCGUCUCAGGGUGCCCCCGAUCAACUGGGUUUCUCGGCCUUUGGAAUGACCUCUAGCAUCCCCGGCUUUCGGGAGCUGAUGCAGAGCCACGAGAAUUCUCGCAACCCGACGCCCAGCCUGCUCCAGGGCCACGAACCGACGAGCCCGACCAACACCAACCCCUACCAGAGUCCUCAUGGCGAGAGAGGCGGCGGCGUGGGCGUCGGCGGUGAUGUGGAUGACGUGGAGACUGACGGCUCUGACAUCCAGAGCACUCACCACCCCGGACUCACCGGCCUGCGUGACCCGACUAGCGCGUUUGGCUCGAUUCGACGGGUUGGAUCGGGAAUGGACUUGCCCUCGAUUGAUCGCAGCCAAACCUCCAGCGCGGCAGGAAACCGCAACUUCUCCGGGCUGGGAGGACUUGGAGGCUUGUCUUCUCUCGGCGGUCCCGGUGGAUGGCCUACUUCCGGUGCCGUUGGAACUCCGACCCGGGAGAGAUCUGCCUUUGCCGGCGGAUUUGGUGAUCCCAUCUUCGGGUCCAUGGCGGAUCUGCAGUCCCCGAGCCUGUCCAAUCUCGGAGGCGGCGGGCUUUUCAGCCCUCACCCGGGCGGGAUCAGCGCCACGGGCAGCCUUGGCCGCUCCAGCAAGCUUGGAUCUCUCUUCCCGGCUGCCAUGCAGGAGCAGAUGCAAGCGGAACAUCCGGCAAGGCCCGAUCUUGGCAGCCUGGAGGAGAGCAUACGCCAAGCCGAAGCUCAGCAAGCCGACAAGGCUGGGCAAGUGAACGCGUCCACUGCAUCCACUUCGCAAACCCCGGUCUCUGCCGUGGGCUCGAUCCCGCCCUCGAUGACCGCCGACGGGGCUCCGCCGAGUCAGACCCCCGGACCGCCCGGCGGCCUCGGGGUUCCUCCCGCUCAGCAGCGGACUAUGGUCAUGCCUGACCGCAUGCGCUGGAUCUACAGGGACCCGCAAGGCAACAUUCAGGGCCCCUGGACGGGUCUCGAGAUGCAUGACUGGUUCAAGGCCGGAUUCUUCAGCCCUGACUUGCAGAUCAAGAAACUCGAGGACCCUGAGUUUGAGCCUUUGGCGCAGCUGGUGCGACGCAUCGGCAACUCUCGCGAGCCUUUCUUGGUGCCUCAGAUUGGCAUUCCUCAUGGACCGGAACCCAAUUCUACCGGCACUUGGACCACGAGCAAUGCCGGCACCGCGCAGCCUCCGUUCCCCGGCAGCUUCCCCAGCUUCGGCACCACAUUGACUGCUGAGCAGCAGAACGCUUUGGAGCGCCGGAAGCAGGAGGAGCAGUACCUGAUGGCCAGACAGAAGGAACACCUCGCCCAGCAGCAGGCUUUGAUGAAGCAAAUGCAGUUUCAGGGCGUGCCUCAUGGAAUCCAUCCCCAUCAGCUCCAGCAUCACUCGAGCGCCCAUAGUUUGCACAGUCAGCCCAGUUUUGGAAGCAUCGCCUCUCCUGUCGGCUUCCAGCCGUCUCCCAUCCAAGGCCCCAUGCAGCAGCAGCAGCAGCAACCGCCCGUUGGCGGGUUCUUCGAUGCUGCCGCCCCGCUUCGCUCGGGUGCUCUGCCCAACGUCGGUCCUCAGAUGCUCGGAACCGACCUGGGCAGCAGCCAAGACCAGCUUCCUGCUCUGCUUGACCGGUUGAAUGUAAACCGCAACGACCCUUUCGCUUUUGGCAGCCCCGGCUCGUUGACUGCGCGUCAACCCGACAGUCUGUUUCACUCCCAGCAAGUAGCCUCCAUGCUCCAGGACCGAGCCCGAUUGCAGCAGGAACAAGAGCAAUUCGACAGCACUCAAGGCGACAGCCUGUUCGACCAGCAAGCCCGUGAAGACCGACUGCGUCAGUUUCAGGCGUUGAGAGGCCAGGAAAAUGAAUUGGGUCUCCCCACUCACCCCGCCAUGGAAUCUCUGGAAGAUGAAGGCGAGACCUUGACCUCGCAGGACCUUGCCGCCGGCGUGGCCGCUCUCGAAGCUAGUCAGGAGGGCACCGAACCCGUCCUCACUCUGUCCCAGCAGGUACAGAAGGCGGCGUCGGCCCAGAGAGAACAGCAGGAGCAGGAACAGCAGCAGCAACAACAACUCGAGCAGCAGCACCAACAGCAAGAGGAACAGGCUCAGGUUGAGGCAGCAUGGGGUGGAGCUGGUCUUGUUAAGGCUGACUCCGCCAUGCCUCAACCCUUCCCUCCCCCACCUUCGGCUUCGCCGCUGCCAGCUCCCGCUGCGCAGCGCAACCGCCAGAAUGUUGCCGAGUCCCUGGCCGCCAACUCUCGAUCCCAGACUCAAACCCCCGUGGAGGCGCCUACCACUUCGAUCGCGCCCUGGGCCAAGGAGGCCAACGAACUGCCCAAGGGACCGUCGCUGAAGGAGAUUCAAGAGGCGGAGGCUCGCAACGCCGCGCAGAAGGAGGAACUGGUCGCUGCCGCUCGUCGGGCCCAGCUGCUGGCCGAGCAGGAGCGACUCAGUCAGGUUCAGACGCAGGCCGCGCCGGGACUACCUUCCACCGCCAACUGGGCCAGUGCCGGAUCCCCCGCCACUCCUUCGUCUGCCGGAUCCGUGUGGAACAACAAGGGCCAGACUCCGUCCAGCGGUACCGCCAAGAAGACUCUGGCACAGAUUCAAAAGGAAGAGGAGGCUCGCAAGCAGCGUAUGGCUGCUGCCGCUGCCGCCGCUCAGAGUGCCGCGGCUAUGACUGCCAGUGCUGCUUCCCCCACUACUAGCCCCCCCGCGGCGCCUUCCUCCACCGGCAAGCGUUAUGCGGACCUGGCCAGCAAGGCCCCUGCCGCUGUUCCCUCGCCCGUCUCUGCAGCUGCCACGACUGCUGGUGUUGGUGGCAGCGCGUGGACCACAGUUGGCGCAAGCGGUAAGGCCAAGGCGCCGCCCGCCGCCCCGUCCGGCCCGCGGUCGACCAGUGGAGCGACUCCUCUGCCGGCGUCGCCCGCUCGCCCCAAGCCCGCGACGAUGAUCAGCGCUCCCCGGACCGUCACCGUCGGCAGCACACCCCCGGCCAACCCUAACCGCGCCGUGGAGGAGUUCACCAAGUGGGCCAAGCUGACCUUGGGCAAGGGGCUGAACAGCAGCAUCAAUGUCGAUGACUUCGUUCAGCAACUGCUGCUCCUGCCGGCCGAUUCCGAAAUCAUCUCCGACUCGGUGUAUGCCAAUUCGCAGACGCUGGAUGGACGACGCUUCGCGGAGGACUUUAUCCGACGCCGCAAGAUGGCGGACAAGGGCAUUGUGGACCCGACGGUGACCAGCGCAUUGGCGGAACAGAGCACCGGAGGCUGGAGCGAGGUGGCCAAGAAGGGAUCGUCAUCGUCGGCGAACGUGCAGCGCGAGGAGGACAACAGCAGCGCGGCGUUCAAGGUAGUUGCGCCCCGGAAGAAGGGCAAGCGGUAA